Molecule: messenger RNA, 363 nt
Organism: Trichoplax adhaerens
Lineage: Eukaryota; Metazoa; Placozoa; Uniplacotomia; Trichoplacea; Trichoplacidae
Exons: 2
Coding region: 1-363 (120 amino acids)
Source: RefSeq, a predicted model, not a curated record
AUGAUGAAAAUUGCAGUUGUUGCUUUCGCUUUGAUCCUGACGAUAUCAUCGAUAUCCAUCAAUGGGUAUCCGCUUUCCAGACAUUCUAAACAGUUGAAUAAUGUUGAUUACUUGAUAAACUCUAAACAGAAAACGUCUGAAGCUUGGAACGAUCCGAGCUCUCGAGAUUUUAACACGAAGAGAAUGUUAGAACAUGACUACGUGGAAAAAUUGAAAGAAGAAUUAGAAAAUCUAGGACUUGAUAGCAAACUAUUGGAUGAUGAAGACGUUUUGCAAGAACUUACUACCACUCAAGCAGCUCCAAUCAUUUGCGAUGAGAAUAAGGGUGAAAUUCCUUUCUUGUUUGGUUGCAUACAAGGCUAG